UGAUGUCACCUCGCUCCUGUGUGGACAUUUAUUCCACAUAGUGUGCAUCUCCCGUUCGUCUCCACAGAGAAGCGGUUCACCCUAACGCAACUAGCAUUACGCAUGACAUGGAUGCCGCAGGAGCGAAUUUAUUCUCGGAGUCUUUGCGGAUUGUGAACUCUGCUCCUCUCGCAGUUUUCUCACACAGUCGACAUCUGAUGUGCGUGUCGGAUCUCCCCAAAGGACGUGUGUUAAACAGUUUGCUGUUUCAGGAGAUCACGUCUGCAGCCCCCGUGUCUUAUGUGGGCUGCACUCGAUAGUGACCCGGAGCUUUACGCGCAGCCGAUCCCCAUGCUUUAGCAACACAGCUCAGCGCACUCAGCCUUAGAUGUUUCGAAAAAGAACAGGGUGAAAUAACAAAGAUGAUACAAACGGACAUUUUGCAGACAGAAUGGAUUUAACCCAGCUAAGCCUCUUGUUGGGAAAUGUUUCCAACGUUGAAAACACCACCGACGCACCGUUCGCUCUGCCACACACAGAGGCAGCCACCGCACUCAUCAUCCUCGUGGUUACAGUGAUCAUUUCGGUCACAAUUGUUGGUAAUGUGUUGGUGAUUGUAGCGGUUCUUACUAGCAGGGCUCUCCGUGCCCCUCAGAACCUUUUCCUGGUCUCUCUUGCAUCGGCGGACAUCCUGGUGGCCACACUAGUGAUCCCCUUCUCCCUCGUCAACGAGGUAAUGGGCUACUGGUACUUUGGAAGUACUUGGUGCGCCUUCUAUCUCGCUCUGGAUGUCUUGUUCUGCACCUCAUCCAUCGUUCACCUGUGCGCCAUCAGCCUGGACCGAUACUGGUCAGUAACAAAGGCGGUUAGCUACAACCUGAAACGGACACCUAAGCGCAUCAAGUCCAUGAUUGCUGUAGUGUGGAUAAUAUCUUCUAUCAUCUCCUUCCCUCCUCUCCUCAUGACCAAACACGAUGAACGGGAGUGUCUGCUAAAUGAUGAAACCUGGUACAUCCUCUCAUCCUGCCUGGUCUCCUUUUUCGCUCCCGGUCUCAUUAUGAUUCUGGUAUAUUGUAAAAUUUAUAAAGUUGCCAAGCAGCGCUCCUCCACCGUGUUCGUGGCGAAGAAUGGCCUGGAGAGGCAGCCCUCUCAGUCAGAGACCUGUUUUGUCAGGAAGGACCGGUUCGAAAUGGAGAGCCCUAGCAGUCAAAGCUCCGGCAGCCAUCCGCAAAAGCAAGGGGAGCUGGACGACAUCGACCUGGAGGAGAGCUGCUGUGCAUCGGAUACGAAACCCCGACACCAUCGCUUCACCAAGCGAAGGAAAGUAGAGGGAUCGGACAGUUGUCCACCCCAGAACUGCCGACUUUCCUGGGCUUCAGCCCGGGCGUUACAACUUUACCCGGAGCAGAAGAACCCAGCUGGGCGACAACAGCUGGCCGCAGCCAACAAGACCAAAGUGGCCCAGAUGCGGGAGAAGCGCUUCACCUUCGUCUUGGCGGUAGUGAUGGGGGUGUUUGUGCUCUGCUGGUUCCCCUUCUUCUUUACUUACAGCCUGCAUGCUAUCUGCAGAGAGAGCUGCUACAUCCCCGCCGCACUUUUCAACCUUUUCUUUUGGAUUGGCUACUGCAACAGUUCUGUGAACCCCAUAAUCUACACCAUUUUCAACAGGGAUUUCAGAAAAGCUUUUAAGAAAAUUAUAUGCAGGACAUCAAAACGCACAUGAAAGGUUGAAAAAUAAUUUUCUGGCUCUCAGAAACAUUUGGAAGAAAUCAUAGUAUUAUAACUUAUUGAUCUUGGCUGACUAUUCUGCUACUCCAUCAUUUAAAUGUAAUGUUUAGCAUAUUAAAAAUAUCCAGUGUUGUGUACACAUUAAAUUGUCUAUAAUUGAAAUAAAUCAUUAUAUAUACUUGACCAUUCCUGCAGCAAGCUCAGAUAUUUCAGGGCAAGGGGAAGUCAUGGUCACGUCUGUUGCUGGACUCUUGAGUGUUGGCAGCUGGUCACUGUGGGUGCCGAGAUAAAUAGAAGAUUAAUCUCCAGCAUGGAGAUUUUGACUUUUUUUGUGAUAUUGAAGAGGAAAAAAAGUGCUGAAUUCUGCAUGGAUGAAAUGUUUGGCAUUAUUUCAGGUAAUUCGUGUAGCUUUCUGUGCUUGCUGCAGUUAAAGGUACAGCAAGGUUAUCAGCUGUUUCUUAUCAGUGAACCCCUAAACUUAUGUAAGAGUGUAAUCUCACACCUCCGCCAUGCUAUCACACCACCUCAGGACCAGAACAAUGGCCGAGCUGAGGCCUGCAUUUGCAGAAUUGAUUGCACACGUCUCUGUAUUUCAUUUCCCUGCAACUGCUUAACAUUUUGUCAUUAAAUAUUUUAAGAUGCUGUUAAACAUGCAGUGCCAACUUACUAUACAUAUCGUUUUUAAGUCUUAGACAAAAGCCUCCUGAUGGAUUUGACAUAUUCUUGAAUAAACAGAAGAAGAACACUCAAAAUAACAAAAGUAAAAACAUUUCUGAUAAGAUCUCAGGACUGGUUUAAUCCACUGUGAGCUCUCUUUGGUUAAAAAAAGAGUUUAAUAUCUAUAAGUCAGGCCUCACACUGUGAUGCUAAGCUUUAUAAAGCUGUUAGAUUACCACUUUCUUAAUAUAGUGAAAAAUCUGCAGAAGAAAUCAUUCAUAAGGGACAGUUCUUCAGUAUCUGAUUAAAAAAUGAUUAAUGCAUUGGUACAACUCGCAUACAUAGGAUGGGAGUGUUAUUAGAAGACUGUAUUUGAACUUCCCAACACUGUUUUCCAUACAACAUCAGACUGUGGUCAGUUGUUGAUGCAUGUGGGAUACAACGUGUAUGUCAUAUGGUGAAUAUAUCAUGAAGGACCGCGCUGAGUAUAAAUAUACUAUUUAUAUCCUCUUAGGAAUGUCUUCAAAGCACUCCUACUGCUCACUGGCCCCUCGCCAAAGAUAAUCACCCUGUCUGAGGGAUGUCAUGCUGAAAAAGAGAAAAAAAAAUGAAAGCAGUUUUUGUGAAGUAUGCUCACAUUCGCAAGGGUAUUGUUAAAAUGCUGUCAGGAGAAAUAAGGGUGAAGAUGGCUGCAUAUUUUCUUUUCUUUUAAUGUGAAAUACCAUUUUAUUUAUGAAGGGAAUCAGAAAGUCCGAGAGGAGUGUUGUUAGCGUGAGGAAACUUUAUCUCAGAGGGAUUCACAAACUCUCGAAAGAAAUUAAACGUCUGGGUCAAGUCGCACUUGUAAGAGUCGGUGUAAUUAGCUUUGUGCCUUCAUCACAUUUAGCAGGAUGGGAUUGAUGCUUAUUUAUCUGUGACUUAAUGGGAUGUUGCUGUACACAUGUUACAUGUAACCUGAUUUCUCCAGAGAACAAAAUUACAAGUGCAUUUUUCAUUACCUCAAAAUGAAACACUCAUAUUUAAAUUAUUUGCUGAUAGUAAACUGAUUCGUGGCUGACAAGACACCCAACUCCCUUGUUAAAUCACACUUCCGAAUUCAAUUGUCUUUUGUAAUCAGCUGCUCAACUGCAGCAGGAUUGGGGCACAAUGCUUUUAAUUAGCUGUAGUGUUUUCUGACGCUUUCAUGUGCACUUCCUCCAGGCAAGUCUCUUCAAACGUCAGCGCAGCUCUGUUAAAUCUUUUGAAAGCGAGCGCUUGCAAUAUUACAUUACAGUGCUGUUAUUUUCCUUUGGUGACCCGGGAGGAAAGUAUGACAAAGCAAAACAUGGAGAAUUUUCACAGUGCUUCACCAGUCGUCGCAUAAACGCUCUGAUAGCUCAACUUUUAUUCAAAACCAAGCCUGUGGUGGCUUUUUGUGUUUUGCAGAUUUGAAGCUCUACAGUCUGCACAACAAUCCACAAACUCUUUUCCUUAUCCCAGAAUGUAAACAAAGUUGGCGACUGGCUCAGGAAGGGAAGCAGAGCUGCAGUGACCCUUGACCUCCUAAACUCUCUUCUAAAGACUUAAUGAGAGCAACAGAACAACUGGACAGAGCCAAAACAUUUCCUGAUGUGGACUGUUGACAAAAAAAGCCCCACUCGAGCCUCUUAAUAGGGGAAGAAGAGUGAAGAUUUGGAGUUAAAAAAACAACAACGUUUUUUUAGAGCCAGAAAAUUUUGCAAGGUUAUUUGCAGUCCUAAUAGUCAGAAAAGAGACAGUAAUGAAUAUUUCAAGAUAGGUGCGCCGCAGAGAAAAGUGAGCGUCUUAGGAAAAGGGAGAGAGUGGAGAAGGGAGCAGUUGCUUCUUGUCGUCUGCUACAUUACCUUGUUUAUCACACAACGGAGCAUCUGCAGGUAAUUGCUUUUUUCAAUUGUCUCUAACAAGAUAAGGAUUGGAGGCAAGUGAGGCCAAAUUUCGACUCAAUCUCAGGAAGCUGUGUAUCCAGAGAAGGAGACCUCAGUAUGUCAUUAGUGUAAAUCAGCUGGUUUCAUGUCUGAGCGAGGGUGGAACUGGGCUCAUGUCUCCAGGGUGUUCUAAUAUAUCGCCCUGCUAAACGCAACCACUAUGUGACUUGAGUCGACAAUAUAAAUCACACCGUACUAAUUUAAAGAUGAUAGUGGUAUUAUCUGUGUUUGAGAGCAGAUUUUACUAACUGAAUCCCAGUGACGUUCAUAUUACAUUUUAAGAUAUUUACUAUGAAAACAAUGUUUUACUAUUUUUUGUAUUUUCCGUAGAGAUUUGGAAAUUAAAAUAUUAUUGUGCAUUUCCCUUCACUGUGGUGAACAUGGGCACUGUUUAGAUAGAGCCAGUCCAGCAAACACUUUCCCUGCUGCUGUGGAAAAUCUGUAGCACGGCGAGUUUGCUGCUAAAUCUGCAUAAAUUAUCCUCAAAUGACACAAUCUACUCCAAUUUGAAUAACAAUACAGCGGCCGGAAGUUUAAGAAAGUGGACUGGAUCACUGGUUUUAAAAUUGUCUUAUGAUUCAUCAUCUGCUUUAUUCCUUUGAUUCUCAACAAAUAAAGAAUGUGUAUAAACAAAGAGAAAUAUGUAAGCCAUGUAAUUAGUCAUAACUGAUACAAUGUCGCUCAUUUGGACUGAACGUUUACAUCAUGCUCGGUGGCUGCAACUCACUCCUUAAAACAAAACUAUUUUUCCCCCUUGUAUGUUCUCAUACAGAAAAAAAAACAUGUCUGAGGGGUGACUAAUGACUUGGACUGUGCUGGAAAUGUUUUAGUCCCCAAAGACUCAACUAGGACACGUAAUCUGAGUUAUCUCUGCUCUGGUACCUGCCUUAUUAUUUGUUAUCCAGGAUUAGGUACAAAGAUAGUUCCAAAAGUAAUGCGUAAUCAUUCUAGGAGACAACUUAAGUUUACCUCUAUUUAACUCCAAACUAUCUCUGAUUUAAAUGUUUGGUAGUGAUGAGGUAAUGAUGUAAUAAUGAUGCAAUAAGGUGGAAAAAAGGUAAUAAUAUUUAUUGCCCAUUUAUAUAAAUUUCAGUGAAAUAUCACUCAGGUAUGAUGAUAGUUGACACAUUACUUGGUUAUUUGAUAUUACUUUUGUAGAGUGGUAAUAACUUGUUAUUACCAUAUUAUUACCCCUACAGAGCUGUAAUAGAAGGUGAUACUUAAGUAACGGACUCUUCAUCACUGCAUCCAGAACAUUCAGGGACAUUUGCACCUCUCUGAGUUUAUAUUCAUGAAUUCCUCCAGAACUACAGGUCUAAAGUAUUGCACCAUCCAGAUAGAAAGUGGACAACAAGGCCUUCUGAAUGCUGUGUUGCUGCUAACUGGCUUUACACAUCAGUGAGUGAGAGACACUGCAUCCAUCCAUGCACAGUGUCUCAUAAAUUGCACACAAUUCAUGAGAGACUAAAUCUUUUUAUCCUCAGACAAUAUUUAAACUCAAACAAAACAUUUGUGCAGCUGCUUCAUUUGGGGAAAUCUCUGCUACAUUUCUCUCACAAUCUGGACUGUUGUUAACACGCUCCAGUGCUUUCCCUCACUCCUGUGAUGAGACAGAUUACUCGGGCUGAUUAUGCAUUCUGCUGGACGAUGGUGCAUCUCUGCCAACUGAUUAUUAUUUAUUUCUAUCAUCACCGGUAAACACACAUAAGACAAACACACUCUCAGCUCUCUGCCAGGCGCUCGUCUGUUUCACACAUACAGGGAGAGUAAGUAAAGCAUUAAGAGGAUGUUUGUGACCUGCGAUAGCCUACAUAGUCUUUAAAGCCUAUGAUAGCCCAGAUAGGAUCUUUCACCUUUAAAACAGGAAAUGAACUGGACCUGCUGUUUAGCAAAGGUAUGUCACUGUCACACAACAGGGGCACUGCACUCUGAAUAUCGUUAGUUCACUUUUAAACAACACAUAACUCACUGCUAAUUAAAAUAACUGUAGUCUGAAACACAGCAACCUCCCUGCCUUUUGACCCUUUUAUAUUUCACCAACCAUCCAGAUUCAUAAAAGCACAUAUGAAACCAUUUUUUCCUUUCAAGGCUUGUUUUAUGAAGCACUAGUAGGGGUCGCUUCCUGCAGUGUUUUUCUAAGUUGAAACAAUUUUUGUGGCGGCACCUGCAGCAAUAACACUCUGCUAACUAAUAUUUGUAUCAAAAGGAGGAUGAAUAUUAGAAAUAAUGAAAAUGGGAGUUACUAUAAAGAGCUUCAUGGGCAUAGAAAUAAAGUCUGUGUUAUUUCCUCAGGCAGGAGGGAUCGGCUCUGUUGUUUUUCACCACCGACAGCAACAACAACACUUCGGCGCAUACUCUCUUCUUCCCCAGUUUAAAUGGAUAUGAAGGAUGGGUGUAAAUGCUGAUGAUUAAGAGUUCACAUGCAUGUUUUUCUUCUUUUUAUUUUACUGAAGAUAUUAAAUAAGUGGCAAAUAAAAGUAAUCUUUAAGAACUUCUUCAACAGUAUUGAUUGCAUUUAGUUCUUGAAUGACUUACAAGUAACUCACCAAGGCUGCUUUUGCUCAGCGUAUAUAUGUGUGCAGUGAUCAUGAAAGAUUUCUUUUGGUGUCGAGCAUAUCAAACAUACCCUUCAAAAACUCACAUGCAUGCGACAAGCUUGUGCUUGCAAUACUCCGGUGCAGGCUUUCAGCUCUCCUAAUCCCAUAAGAGAUAGGAUGUUUUUUUUCACUUUCUUAAGCUACAGUAAGAAGAGGAUAACACGCUUUUACUCCUGUCCCUAAAAGGAUCAAAUUCACAUAGCCUUGUCCAUAAUAUUUGAUAUUUCAGGGGUUUAAAGAGAGAAACUAGAAAAGGAAUUUAGCAAAACUUGUUGUUUUAUCUUCAAGAAAAAAAAUGAAAAUCCAUUAAAGCAUUAAAGCAGAAUUUAUCAGCAUUUUAAUUAUAAUGUAAAAAGAUCUCAAAAAGAAAAUGACUAUCGUGUGACUGUAUAGUUUCCCCAUGCCUGAAGGAGGAUUAUUGUUUUGGUUUUUGAUGAUAUUCUUUCAUCCGCCUUGUAUGGUACAGCUCCAACACCAAACAUCAGAUAAAUUUAAACUACUUGCAGAUUGAUGAAACCAGAUUAGCAUUUAGCAGCUAAAGACACGAAUAUUUCCCCAAAGAAAUGACACCAAAACACAGCUGGGAGCUGGGUAGAAAUUGGACUUUGAUUCAUCAAAUGGUCGGUAGCAACAACUCCAAAUAAUUGAUAAUGUUGCAUCAUGGCUGCUGGGUAGUUUGAGAAGUGUUGCCAGCACAUUUAUCAGAACAGCUUCUUGUAAUAACAACACAUGAGAGCUAUUCUUACAUCACCUUUUUGCUCUGCCCCCAAGAAACCAAAUAAUGAAGGUUUUACUAUUCAGAUUAUUACAACCUCAAUUCUAAACAAAACUGGGAAGUUGUGUAAAACAUAAGUAAAAACUGAAUGUAAUCAUUUGGAAACAUCAUAAACCCGCAUUUUAUUCAUAGCAGAGCAUAGAAAAUAUGUAAAACACUGAAACUGAGAAAAUAUAUAAAUUUAUGAAUAAAAUUCGAUCAUUUUGAAUUUGAAGAGACAUAUCUCAAAAGACGGCAGUGUUUACCACUCAACGUUUCAUUUACCAUGAGUGUGGGAACCAUCUGGGAACUCUGGGAACCAGUUGCUGGAAUGUCCAUUCUUGUCUGAUAUAGGAUUCUAGCUAACAGCUAACAGUCCUGGGUCGCCUUCUUGUAUUUUUCAUUUCACAACGUUUCAGGUGUUUUCAGUUGAAGAAAUGUCUGGAAUGGGGUGAGGCCAGUUCACCAUCCAGACUUUUCUACUCUGCAGCAGUGUUUUAUAUGUGGUUUAGCUUUGCAGUGCUAAAAUAUACAAGGCCUCCUUUAAAAAGAUGACAUCUAGAUAGGAGAAUAUCUUGGAUGUCUUGGUUUAAACGCUGUGUAUAGAAUUCAGCACUCUUGAUACGCUUCCAGAUGUGCGAGCUGCCAAUUUCAGAGGCACUAAUGCACCUCGUACCAUCAGAAAUGCAGACUUUUGAACUCUGUACUAAUAAUAAGCAAAUAAGCUAAAAGGCUCAUUUUGAUUUGUCUGACCGCAUAACAGUUUUCCACUUUCCCCCAGUCGAUUUUAAAUAAGCUUGGGCUUAUAAUUAUGUUAACUAAUUGCGUAUUCUUUGCAUCUUAGAACUUUAACCUGCAUUUGUAGAUUGCACAGCAAAUUGUGCUCACUGAAAAUGAUUUCAAUGAUUUGUUCCUGAGCACAUGCGACGAUUGCUAUGAACGAAUCAUGCAGUGCUGCCUGAGUGCCAGAAGUUCACAGGCAUCUGAUACUUGUUUUCAGCCUUGUCAUUUGCAAAUUUUGAGAGAAUUGGAGUUAUAUUUUAGGUCCAGGUUUAUUCCUGGUAAAAUAAUAAUUUUAUGGCAAAGUGAAUUACCCUUUUAUUUAGAAAAGUACUUUUGAUGUCUGAGGCAAACACAUUUUUGUCAGAUAUUCCCCACAUAAUUUUCUCCAUACAAAUAUUCCCCUGACUGAGAGAUUGUGGAUUAUGAAUAAUAUGAUGAAAAUCCUGCUGUUCAGAGAGGAAGUGAAGGAAGUUGUGGGAAGGGUGGAAGAGGGGUGUUUUACCCUUGACCUCAGUCCCUGUGGCCAAGAACUGAACGCAGUACUGAAGAGGCCACACGCUCAUUCCACAAGACAAUCACCCAUAAAAAUUUGGAUGUUAUGCAUCUGUUUCAUAAACUUAUUUAUCAUGCUGUGCAUUGAGAGUCAAGUCCACUGUUAAGGUUGUGUGUUAUUUUAACAGUUCUAAUCCAAGAUUGUGGAAUAGUUACUCAAGCAUUCACCCGUCGCUCCCCGAGGGGUAAGAAGUCACUUGGGUCAUUUAAAUACAACCUGCAACCUCUCCAACACCAACCAAGCAUAGGAUUUACAGUCAUUUUCUUUUCCAUUCUUUUAUCUCAUUCCCUGACAACGUUGGUCAGCGUUCCCAAGCUGGAGCUAGAGUGUAAAAACUGAAAAUAUAUAGACAAUUUAGUAAAAUUCAGAAAUUCUAAGAAAAGCAGGAAGUAAUAACUCAAAGCAAGAAGCUGAUUGAAGACGAUGGCUGAAGAGAGCACAGCUGCAAAACAUAGCAGCCGUUCAUACGUAAUGGAGAUUGUCACAAUUCCACUGUGGCAUCAAAAUAAGGGCAGGGGAAAAAUGCAGGAGUAAUGAAACGUUACUCUGAGGAAAUAGACCAAUGUCCUGCUGUGAAAACAAGGCAAAACAGUCCAAACAAGGGGACUGUUUAUUUCCAUGACAUUGACUCUUCUCCACCACAUCGAUUCGCCUCCAUCUCCCUUUGCUUAUUAUAAUGGAUUGGAUUUAUAUAG
This is a messenger RNA of Haplochromis burtoni (Burton's mouthbrooder), 9689 nucleotides long. It is a transcript of the gene adra2db, whose product is annotated as adrenergic, alpha-2D-, receptor b. Gene Ontology annotation, molecular function: alpha2-adrenergic receptor activity. The record is from RefSeq and is a predicted model, not a curated record. Gene Ontology annotation, biological process: adenylate cyclase-activating adrenergic receptor signaling pathway; regulation of vasoconstriction; platelet activation. Bases 431 to 1702 code for a protein of 423 amino acids. NCBI's taxonomy places the organism in Eukaryota, Metazoa, Chordata, Actinopteri, Cichliformes, Cichlidae. Gene Ontology annotation, cellular component: membrane. The transcript has a single exon.